GGGUGAACCUCCCAAAUCUGCUUUUACUCGGAGAGUGAAAUCGUUGUGCGAAUUAGAGAGCACAGGUGGAGCAGGUGGAUGCGGAUUGCCAUUACUUCUUUUUGUCAGAGUCCUCAGGCUAAAACAUCAACCAGAACAGUUGCGUUUGAACACUUAUUUUCACUACGUCCGCGUGAAUGUCCCUAGAAGUUCUCUACUCGUAAAUCUUUGACAUUCCAAAAUGGCUCCAGGAGCGGGCGCGUCUUCCUCCUCUUCCUCGACGAAGCAGAUGUCGAGUACGGCUUUGGAGGUGGAAUUUUGGAAGUUUCUUGCCGGUGAUACCGUUUCCCUGAAGCAGAAAAUCCCCGAUGUGGCCAUUUUCACCAAGCGGUUCCACUUCGAGGGGCACUACCACAGCACGAAGACGGGGCUGUUGGCGAAGAAGCCCAACGCCACCGUGGAUUCGUUUCUCGCCCGCGUGCUGGAUAUCGCCCAGGAACGGCACACGGCAAAAAACCAGCCGUUCGGCAGUCACACGCCGGCCGCCAUUUUGCGGAAGGUCGCCCCGGUGGCCGGAGCGAAAGACAAAGAGGGGUGUCCGGUGGCGGUCAUACUCACCUCGUCGGAACUCUCGCAAAUCAUCCAGCAAAUAAAAAACAAGUCCUUUGACGACUGCGAUGUACUGAUUUGUACGUAGGAUAGCCUUCCGUAGUACGUGGCUUGUUUCGGUUUCAUGUUGAGAAUGCGUGUACGUACUAAUUUUUGCUACAUAUUUUUACUGCUGGACUAACAUUGACACACGACAUCGGUCUCGAUCUCCAUCUAACAGGUAUUCAGCAUCCAGGCGAUUGUCGAGCCGUUCGAAGACCAGAGAAUAGUGUCUGUCUACAGCUGCGAUCUGAUGGGUGAGGAGCGGUCGGACAUCUUUGGCCGGACGUUCCAGAAAGUUUAUCCAAUCGAGCAGGGAAAACCAAUAGAAAUACAAACGCCGCAGGACGUUGCGAUGGACAAGUAGAAUGAUUGAGAAACCUAAAUUUCGUUUAGUGCUUCUUUUUGCAUCAGGACAUCUAUUAGCAUACAGUAUGCUAUCAUCAUUCCUCUGCGAGCGAGUAUACUUUCUGGUCCUUGCUUCUUCUUCAAAAAUCUUCAACGACGUAAUAAUCUACGAAUCACUUCCAGGUGCGAGCAGAUUUUUCCGGCCCGCCGUGCGCUCGUGGAGUCAAAAACGCUCGCCUUGGUCCGGUACGCGAGGAGAUUUUACGAAAUUGCACUGGACGGAUUUAUAUCAAAUGUAAAAAUGUCUGGGUCUGGAAGAUUGGAACUUGUAAUGCUGGUCUUGCAUUCCUGUGAAAUCUGUAUUGCGUGACCAUCAAGAACAGUGGUAGCCUCUUCUGUCAUACAAAAACGCAGUUUCUCAUGCGGAGUUCGUAUGAGCAAGCGUGCUGCAGCCUCGUCAUGCUUUCCUGCAUGAGCAAGUGACUUCCUCUUGCACAUUUUAGCAUCACAAAUUUCCAGACCCAGACAUUUUUACAUUUGAUAGUUUAUCGCCGAGUGGCUCGUGGACAAGAAUGACCAGCUGGUUUUGCACGGCUUCUGGUCCGCGACGGUCUACAAGGGAACCUUGAUCCCAGCGGAUCCGGGGAAGAAGUUGCAGGACCGACCGGGGCCGGCGAAGGCUUACCCUUUCCCGACAGACGUGAAGUCCAUGUCACUGCCGGAGUAUAGAUUGCAAGUCUUUGGUUUAUUUGCGAAAGAACUUUAUUUGCGUGAUGAUCAUUCUGCAUGGCAAAGUCGGUUUUGUAUGGUCUCUGCGCAUGACAAGUUGUGAGAACUACAAAGUUCUUCUACGCCACUGCAGGUACCGAUACGACCCCAACACCACAAAAGCACACGCGACCAUGGAGGAAUAUGGCGUUCUCAACUGUUACAUUCUCAGCUGUUACAUGAAUUUUUUGUCAUGCAGAACAACCAUCGAGAUCCACACAAGAAAGCUGCUUCGCAUGACAAAUUUGCGAAGGGCUAAACAGCACCUAAAUCUGUGCAGGACUUGUAAUGCUAGAGGUGCAACCUCCCCCCUUUCACUUUUGCAAUUCUUGCAUCACAAAUUCAUGUAACAGUUGAGAAUGUAACAGUUGAGAACGCCAUAAGGAAGAAAUCAAGAAGAAAAAGCUCGGACAGAAAGAAGUUGACGAGUUGGUCGACCGGAUUGUCGGGAGAAAACGCGGCGAGGAACCGCAAAUCCUGCUGGAAGCCUGGAGCGACGACGAUUAUUUAGGCGAGGUGGUGUUGCCGCAGUUGUCCAACCUAGAAGCAGUCAAGGGACUGAAAAGCUACGAAAUCGGGCGUCCGAACCAGAAAACCACACGGCUGGACGGAAAGAAAACCAGAUUCAUGAAUGACAGCACGGUACAAGUUGAUGGAUUUUGUCAUCAGCGAAUUCUUGUUUUCUCCUAGGUGGAAUCUGCUCGAUCAUUACAUGUGACAUUUGCACCGGGGACCACGAAGGUACUAGUCUUUUUUUUCAUUCUGCACGACCGCAUGACAAAAUGGCCAAUUUAUAUAUAAUUUAUUUCUAUCUCAGGUAACUCUCGAAUUGAAGUGGCAGGGCAACGGGGAGCCCUUCGCAAACGAACUGCGCAUUUUACUUUCCCACGGGCAGUUUGCCAUGCCCUGCAACCCGAGGAUACAGCUGUGGCUGCGCUACGAAGAGGAAUAUUCCCCGCUGUGGACGAGUCAGGUGCACAAACAAACCGCGUUUCCGCAGUUUAAGGAGCAGGCAGAUCUUAUCAAAUGGAAAAAUGUCUGGGUCUGGAAGAUUCUGACACUUGUCAUGCACGUUUUGCAUGAGCCAUGAUGUCUGUGAUGCAUACCCUAGCAAUACAGAUUUUUUGAGAGCUUCUCGAUGCCUAUUCCGCAUGACAAAUGCCUUCUCAGCGUAGCCAACAUUUGCCCACGCAGAGCCGUCCUCUUGCCGGACACAACCAACAUCUGUCCGAAACAGCCUAGGGCCAAGACGACACCGUGAGGACGACCACAGGGGGUCCGUCUCAAUGAUGAUGAUGAUGUAGCAAAAAUUGCAUUCCCUUUGGUACUCAUGCAACACUCGAUUUUUUUGGAAUCCAGAUGCAGCAUCACAAGUUGCAUUCUUCCAGACCCAGACAUUUUUACAUUUGAUAGAUCUGAAGAUAGAUUUUAGCAGUGGCGACGACAACGGGGCCGUGCAGCAGUGGGACAAAACCAAGAAAGUGGCCAGGUCCGCCGGGUCCGCAGAAGCGGGGGCUGGGGGGAUCGGCGGUACUGAGUUUUUUCUGGUUUGGCUGUUUUACUUGUCUCUAGCAUGAUGCGCAACUCGUUUUGACCUUCGCUGUCAUGCGAGAUGACACAAUAGGUUCAUUCUUCUUGCCUCACAACAUCUUUACCUGUUGAGAAGCACUACUACAGCCACUACCAGCAAAAAUGCCCGAGCGCGAUCAGCCGGGCCGAGCAAAGUGGGGCCAAACACACACGUCGCCGGGGCAAGGUUAAAAGAGCACUGGGGCGUCGACGGUUUGGAGGGAAUUAUGAGCACCCACGUGCUGGCGUCGCAGGUUUUGUCCAGGUAAACAUUUUUGUACGACUUGUGCAUGAGACUCAGGCAGCUGCUUUCCAUGAUACGUAAAGAGAAAUCUUCUACAGGAGAAAAGAUUUUUUUUGUCUUCGCAUGAACUACUUACGACCCAAACAAAUCAAAUCCCAGGUAUCAAACCGAGCGCACAAACCGGUGUCAGAUGCUUUCUGUUCUCGCGAGACAACUGGAGCGAUUCCGGGACGUGCAACUCUCCUGGCAGGAGCAAAGAAUGGCCGCACGCGCGGCGGUGUCGAAGGCGCAGCAGGACGUGGUAGAAAAAGAGGAGGAAGUGAAAAUGCUGAUAAAAGAGAAAGAGGACCUGGUCCGGGAUUACAAGAAGAGACUAGAGGUACUUACUACUAAAUGUUCCAGUUUGAUGAAAAUGCAACUAACAUUGCGGGACUCUAGCUCUACCGUGCAGAUGAAGAUGACACACCGCUCUUCUCAUGCUGUUGACGCAAGAUGAAAACUGAUUCAGAAUUCUAUAGUACGCAUAGAGUAAAGGCAAAAACUUUAUUAUUUCCUCUCUAUCAGGCGAUGUUCCGCGGGGUGACCAAAGACCUUGACGAUAUGAAAGCCCAGAAGAUCAUAUCGGAAAACAAGCUCGCCGAAUCGGUACAGAUAUGAAAGUGCACAACUCCCCCUCCCCCUCAUUUGUAAUGCAAAAUAGCAAAUCCACGUCUUGCCUCCAAGCACAGUGCGCAUGACAAAUUUAUUUGGAGCCUCAAAGAGUACCAUAAUCCGUCUGCAAAUUUGUCAUGCGGAUGAAGCCACAUUUCUGGCGUUGCUUGUGUUGCUGCUCAUGCAAUACAAAUGAGGGGGAGGGGGAGUUGUGCAGUCUCAUAACAGAGAGAAGCUGAGCAAACACGGAUGAUCGAGAAGCUGGAGCAGAGAAAUAUGACCUGCUCAAACGUUACAAUCUUAAACGUUACAACAGCGUCUGGGUUUUGUAUUGCAUGAUGAGCAUGACAGGCUCGGACAGCAUUCGACUUUCUGCAAUACAAAUUUCGCCGGAUUGUAGUGCGAAUUGGGACUCCAGAACUUGUCAUGCGCAAUCCUAUGAGAGUUGGCGAGAUAAUGCACUUCUUGCAACACAAAUUCUAGACUCUAUUCGUAACAAACGAGAUUGUAACACCUGAGCAGGUUAUAGGAAAUUCCGCGCUGCGCGCGACGGUGGAUAAGACCAUGACCAAGAUGAACCAGCUCUCGGACGGCGCGCCGGCCAUAUGA
Molecule: messenger RNA, 4816 nt
Organism: Amoebophrya sp. A120
Lineage: Eukaryota; Dinophyceae; Syndiniales; Amoebophryaceae
Source: the annotation of a GenBank genome assembly